CAAAGCAUAGAGCGGGAAACAUUUAUUGUCUUCGCCAUUCCCGUUUUUCCUCUCUAAACCCUGACUUGGUUCGUCGCUUUCCGACAGCACCCCCAUCCUCAUUAUGUGCUGCUUUCCGGCAGCGUCGCAAAACCCCCGAGCUUGAGCCAAGUUCAGAAUUGUCACUUUACGGUGGCAGCGCAAAAAAGCCCCUUGCAACGGUACGGUGAUAGGCUGUGUGACUUUACGGCCGAGUCGCAAUUCCACUUUCCUAUCCGCUUGUCCCUGUCGCUUUGCGACGCCGGGCCGGUCGUCGCUUUGCGGCCGUGCGGAAUCCGGAGGGAGCGGCCCUUCCUGGAGCGCUGACAGGCGGCUGCCCGCUCGGAGAGAGAAGCGAGGCGAGGGCGGCCCUCCAUGGGGACCGUGGGCAGCCACAGCGAGGGCGAGGAGGAGGAAGAGGAGGAGGAAGGGCGCGGUGCCGCCGCUCCCUCCUCCCGCCCCAGCGCCGCGCCCGUCAGUGAGGCCGCCAUGGACCCGGCCUCGAGCCCCGCCGCUCAGCCUCCCCCCGCCGCCGCCGCUCCGCCGCCCUCCUCUUCCUUCCCGCCGGCCGCCGUCUUGCUGGGCCAGGCGCGGCUGCGGGAGGAGGCGGCCGCGCGGCUGCGGGAGGCGCCGUCGGCCGAGCCGCUGCUGUCCCGCCACCACGGCGCCCUGGUGCGCUGGCUGGAGGAGCGCCUGGGCCGCGGCGAGCAGGUCGUCAGCCUCGAGCAGCUGUGCGAAGCCCUCGAGAGCCGCGCCGGGCCCACCCAGGGCGCAGCCCCCGCCGCCGCCGGAGGAACCGGAGCUGCCGGGACCGGGAGCGCCACCGACGAGCGGACGAGGAACGAAGAGGCCUUGGCUCAGUUUGAUACCGAGGGAGAUGGCACGGUGGACGUGGAGAAUAUGCUGGAGAUUCUCAAGACCUCCAGUGGAGCCAAUCUGCAAGGAGAGCUCAGUCACGUCAUCAGGCAGCUGCAGGCUUGUUCACUUGUUCCAGGUUUUAUAGACAUAUUUUCUGAAUCAAAGGAGCGCUGUCGUCUUCAUGCUUCCAUGAUUCUGAGAUUCCUUCACCGGAACCGUAUUGCCAACUCAGUCAUCCCGUAUCCGAUCUUGGACUACUUCAACAAUAUUUGCAGUAUGCGCUCUUCUGUCCUGAAGGAUUCCUUAGACCGGCUCUUCUUGAAAGAGAAAGAAUGCCCCAAUGACUUAAAUGGAAACCAGGAGUUAGACAAGCUUAAAUCUGUCUCAAAGUGCUACACUCACAUAGAAACCUCUUCCAACUCAGCUGAUAUUGACAAAAUGACCAAUGGGGAAACCUCCUCCUUCUGGCAAUCCGACGGGAGCGCUCGUUCGCACUGGAUACGUUUAAAGAUGAAGCCGGAUGUCAUUCUGAGGCACCUCUCCAUUGCAGUCGCCGCGAACGACCAGAGUUACAUGCCGCAGCAAGUCACAGUAGCAGUUGGAAGGACUGCCAGCAAUCUGCAGGAGGUCCGCGAUGUUCACAUUCCAAGCAAUGUCACCGGAUACGUGACAUUGUUGGAAAACGCUAACAUUUGUCAGAUGUAUGUGCAGAUAAACAUCAAGCGUUGCCUUAGCGAUGGAUGCGAUACCAGAAUUCAUGGGCUCAGAGCUAUCGGCUACCAGAGAGUGAAAAAGGGCGGAGUCUCGGUCUGUGACGCUUCAGCCAUCUGGUACUGGUCGCUCUUGACCUCCUUGGUGACAGCGUCCAUGGAAACAAAUCCAGCCAUUGUCCAGACCAUCUUGCAAAAUACCCAGAAAGCCCUGCAGCAUAUGCCGCCGUUGUCUCUGUCGCCGGGUUCCACUGACGUCUCGAGGUUUUUGUCUCCUAACGUUUUGGAAGAAGUAGACAGUUUUCUCCUGAGAAUUACCAGCUGUUGUGCUUCUCCCGAGAUAGAACUCACGUUGUUGGCGUUCGCUCUCGCCAGAGGGAGCAUCGCCAAAGUGCUGAGCUCGCUUUGCAUGAUUUCGGACCACCUGGAAACACCGUACAGAGCGGCUUCCCUCAUAACUUCCAUGGCCACCGUCCGUCAAAACUUGCUGUAUAAAUACGGAACGCCCCUGCGGCUGACUUUGCAAGCCUGCGAUGUGAAAGGAAAGGAAGACAAAUCAGGACCUGAAAAUCUCCUGGUGGAGCCUUGGACGGGGGAUGGCUUCCUUACGGAGACUGGGAAGACUCGGGCCAGCGUGAUCCUUUCCACAGGGACUGAAUCGGCUUUCCAGGUCACCCAAAUUAGAAUCAAGGUCCGGAGAGGAGCGAUCGGAGCCCGGUGCGGAUUGGUCUUUGCUUAUAACUGCUCUUCAGAAAAAUUCCACGCAGAGGAACAUUUUAAAAGAUUCGAGGCCUACGACAAAUGGAAGCUAGAGGAUUUCCGGCAGUUUUUAAAAACCAGGAGUGGCACUUCUUGUGACGAGCCAGGAGAGGAGGACCCCGUUGGCUGGUUCGAAAUGGAAGAGGAAUGGGACGAAGUAGAAAUCAAAAUGCAGCAGUGCAGAAUUUCCAAAUAUCUGAUGGUGAAGUUCCUGUGCACAAGGCAAGACAAAGCCGAGAGGCUCGGAGUGCAAGGCCUGAGCCUCUUUGGGUACCUUCGGCCGGCGAUGGCAGAGCCCAGCAGAAGCAUGAUUUGUAUGCAGUGCGGCAGAACAGAUGGGGAUACUGUUUGUGGAACGACUCUUCUCCUGAAGAUCCUGUGUUUCAUCCAGCAGCUUGCACAGGAUUUGGUUCAGAAGAAAGAGAGUGGCCUAAGGUACAGAUCAUACCUGGACUUUGGAGGCCUGGAUUUAAAGCUGUUUUGGAAUUUCUACAGCAGACUUCACCAAAACCCACGUGAAGAGUGCAUUGAGGCCCAAACCAUGAUCCUGCAGCUUCUGCAGAGCUGCUUCUCGGUGCUCACUGCAGAUGAUAAAGCCCCGGCGUCUCAGGAAACUGCACAGAGCAAAAAGUCUGACAACACAGAAGCGGCUGAGGCGCUCUACAAGCAUCUCUGUGAAGUCGUAGACAGGAGAGAUGGCGAAUCCACGUCACUAAAGACUCUGAAGCAGGAAGUCAACAACACAUUGCUCAACGGCGCAGCCAUCUUUUUCCCCGAGAGGCAUACGCGACGGGAGCAGCUCUUUGCAAUGAUGAAAAACAUUACAGAGCAGGAACACAAGCCGUCUGCCCAUCUUGCUUUCAAAUCCCUCUGCACACAUUUCAGCAAUCAGGAUCCUGGAGGGCUUUUGCUCUUACCAGAGAAAGGAACUUCUGCAGACUUGGAUGUUAGUCAAGUCCUGAGAGUGAUGGAGACUCUUUUGCUGGUGGCGUCAAGAGAGUGUGAAAUGUUGAUGUUGGGUGUGGCCCAGCAAGACAGCAGCUCCGUGCUCUCGUCCUUAUUCUGGUCUGUACAAGGCAGCCUCCUUUCCUGGUGCUACUUGCAACUGAAGGGCAGUGACUCGACACCAAAGAACCUCGGCAGAGAAGUCCUUACAAAAUAUGUGCAACUGUUCCUGUCAAACAUCAGGAAAAUUUUAGAAUCUCUCCUGGCUCAGCAUAGUGGAAAGAUCAUAGUGGAAAAACUAAGCAACUCUGUCUUUGCCAUGGUUACCCGCCAGCUGAUGACCGUCUUGCAGGACUUCUGCACUUUAGACAUUCCCCACUGCGCCCUUCUUCAGGAUGUCAUCACCUUGACAAAGCCACUGAAUGACCUGUCGUUGGAGCCUGGAGAGAAUCCAGAUAAGGUGGACAUGGAAAGCUGGCAGCAAGAGCAGCCCGUGGUGCUUCGAACGUGGGCUAUGGAGUCGCCCCAUAACUAUGAUAACAACUGCCAUGAUGUCACAGUCUUCCUUUGUCCGGGGGCGACUUACUUCGAAGUGGAAUUUGAUGAACGAUGUGAAACGGAGAGGAGGUAUGACUACCUGGAGUUCACUGAUGCAAGAGGAGCAAAAACCCGCUAUGAUACCAAAGUUGGCACAGACAAGUGGCCCAAGAAAGUGACCUUUAAGGCUGGCCCACGGCUGCAGUUUCUCUUUCACUCUGACAGUAGUAACAAUGAGUGGGGCUACAAGUUCUCCGUCACAGCGUACGGCCUGCCGGACAUCGCGGUCUCCUGGGGCCUGGAUCUGCAGCUUCUAGUAGCCAGGCUUAUGGGGGGCUUGGCUUCUCAGAGCAUGGUGCUGAAAUCUGUUCAGGGUAAAGAGACAGAACGCUCACCUGCAAAAGUGACAGCUGUUCUGAAUUCUCCUCUAUGGAAACCAGUCUUCAGGCAGCAGAUGUGUCCUGAACAGACCCCAGGAACAAGUGUGCCCGGCCAAACAAACCAAGGCAGCACAGAGGGUCUCAACUCUCACGUCAGCGACGGUCAUAAAUUUCUCCUUGACUUCGCAAAAUCAGACCCCACCCAGGAGUUCAGUGGGCCAAAUUCUGAGCUUUUCAAAGGACUCAUACAGGCAUGUAAAAAACAGGCCCCCAAGAGUGAUAUAGUUGCUGGUUCUACUGUUGAUCAAGCUGUCAACUCCACAUUUGCUGCUUUGGUGUAUCUCUCUUCAGAUUUGUUUGGGAAGCUGCAAAGAUAUGUCACCAGCGGAGGCAAAGCGCUUUUGAGCGAUGAGUUUGCACAAGUAUAUUCCCUGGCCGAUGGGAUCAGAAUAUGGAUGCUAGAGAUGAAGCAAAAAUUCCUCGCGGAUCAGGGAAGUGACAGGGAAGAGAAACCGGCUGGGGAUGCGAGCGAGGUGAACCCAGAGACUCUUGCACAACAGUGCAUCCAGAAGAGCCUUUUACUGCUGGGGUUUUUACCUACAAGGACCAAGGCAGAAAGCCAUGAAUCUAAUAGCAUAGAGGACUUUGGGCAGUGUCACAAAGACAAACGCCAAAGGACAAGUUCUGUCAUUGAAGCGGAUUUUCAGGCCGCAGACGUGGCACCUGCCUGCGGACCGACCAAUUCUGCUUCCCCCGAGGGCAGUCGGACAGUAGAUUUGCAAAAGCAAGUUCCAGACUCGCCACAGGCAGAGAAGACUUCAUCCUCACCAAGCAAACUUGACGGCAGUUCCUCAGAACAAGAAGAUGCCCCGUCCCCUCCCUCCACGCCCACACGCAAGCCUCAGUUUAACCGCGGAAGGCUACGGCUUCUCUCUUUCCGUUCGAUGGAGGAGCCCAAAUCCAUGCCCAGCAUCAAGGAGAAAUACCCUAUCCUGAAGCAUGUCUUAGAUUUCAUUAAGGACCAGUCUCUGUGUCACGAAAGUGUGCUGGAGGUCCUUGCUUUAAGGAAAGCUCAAGCCAAACGUAUCUUGGAAGUCCUGAGGACAAUCCACCAGUGCCUAAACUCUCUCGGCCAACCUCACUGUUUCCUCCCGCCCUGCAUCCUUUUUCUGUUGGAAUUCCUGGCUUGCCAAAAAGACUUCACAAACUACUUUGAACACCUGGAAGGCUGUGGUGCUGAGCUACAUCAAGAAAUACGGGAGUCUUACUACCAGCUGCUUCUCUUCUUGGUCAAUGCUGUAAAAGGAUUUAGCAGCCUCAACGACAAAUCACUGCUCCCUGCCUUGUCCUGUAUGCAAGCAUCCCUCCUGCACCUCCUGGAUAUGGGUUGGAAGCCCCGCGACCUCUCCUUCUUUGUUGAAAUACAGCUGCCACAGCUCCUCAUGACCAUGUCACAGGAAAACAUAAGUACUCACGACAGCGUCGUUUGUCAGUGGAGCGAAGAAGACGAAAUUGCAGACUACAGACAGAACUCAGAGUGGAUGGAUGAGUGCCAAGAUGGAAUCUUUGAGGCCUGGUGUGACAAGAUCAGCCAAGCGGAUCCAGAGAAGCAGAGAAAGAUGCAUAUGUUCAUUGCCCGCUACUGUGAUCUCUUGCGGGUGGACAUAUCAUGUGACGGGUGUGAUGAGAUCGCCCCCUGGCACCGUUACCACUGCUUGCAGUGCAACGAUAUGGAUCUUUGUAAGACGUGCUUCUUGGGUGGAGUGAAGCCAGAAGGUCACGAGGACAAUCACGAAAUGGUUAACAUGGAAUAUGCCUGCAAUCACUGCCAAGGGAUCAUUGUGGGCCAGCGCAUGAACUGUAAUGUGUGUGAAGACUUUGACCUCUGCUUCGGGUGUUACUCUGCCAAGAAGUACUCUGAUAGCCACCUUCCCACCCACAGCAUUGUGGUGUAUCCAAUGGUGACCGUUCGACUCAGCGACCGGCACAGGCUUAUCCAGCCGUACCUCCACAACUACUCCUGGCUUCUGUUUGCCGCUUUGACCCUCUACAGUGCCGACUUGGCGAGCAGCGAAGAAGUGGAUGGCGAGGCUCUUGACCACACAGUCAUCUCCCACGCCCGAGUCCUGCAGCAGGAAUGCAUUCAUCUGAUUGGGGAUUGUCUGAUGAAAGCCCAGCAGGGAAAAGGCAUAAAAGCUCUAGAUCUGCUGUGCAUGUUCCCAGAAGGCGAAUCUUUGUCUGAAAAUGUGAUGCCAUCUAACGAUCAUUCCACAGACAGUAGCAUGCAAAGCCACGCUAGCAAAGAAGUCAAGGAUGGCAAGAAGACUGCAAGAGCACCUCUCACCUGUUUCAAUGGGGAUGGAAAUGCUAACGAAAUUCAGGCCUCUGUAGAUCCCAAACGAGAAGGCAAACCGAAAACGAAGAGAGCGCCUUCCAGUGGCCUUCCGCCAAAGAAACAGGAGGGUUUGCCAGACAAGGAAGUGCUUGCGAAGAACCCAGACUUGGCUGCAAAAGAAAGCACAUCUCCAGAGCAACCGGAUGCCCAAGUUCUGCCUCCUCCUAAACCAGCCGAUGAAAAGGUGAUCCUGAGCCAAGAACAGGCCUUCGCUGAAUGUUCCCAGAAGAGGAUUCUUGGCUUGCUGGCAGCCAUGUUGCCUCCCUUGAAAUCCGGGUCUGCCGCAUCCCUAAUUAACCUGGACCGGAUCCUUCCCCUCAUGUUCCAAGUUGUGAUCUCCAACGCUGGCCACUUGAACGAAACCUACCACUUGACCUUGGGGCUCCUGGGGCAGUUGGUUCGGAGGCUGACUCCUGCCGAAGUGGACGCCGCUGUCACCAAGGUCCUUUCUGCCAAGCAUAGCCUUGUAGCUGCCGGAGAUGGCUCCACCGUGCCCGAAGGCUGGAAGGCGACCCAUCUCCUCUUCAGCUUGGGAGCCGUCUGCUUAGACAGCCGCAUAGGCUUAGACUGGGCGUGCACCAUGGCAGACAUCCUUCGAGCACUAAACUCUUCCGCCCAGUGGCAUGGGGUCAUUGCGACUUUCACAGACCACUGCAUCAAACAGCUGCCCUUCCAGUUGAAGCACACCAACAUCUUCACCUUGCUGGUACUCGUUGGGUUUCCAGAGGUUUUGUGCAUGGGCACUCGUUCGGUGUACUUGGAUAAUGCAAAUGAAGCCCACAACGUGAUCAUCCUUAAGCACUUCACAGAGAAGAACAGGGCGGUGGUGGUGGACGUCAAAACCCGGAAGAGGAAAUCAGUGAAAGACUACCAGCUAGUUCAGAAGUGUGACCCAGACGAUGGCGAAUCACAGAGCCAGCUGCGCCGGUACCUCCAGCAUUUCGUAUUCAUAACCAGCCAUCUUCUCCAGACAAGUAUUGAGAGCCGCUUUGCUGAGGCAGUGGAAGCAUCCUGGGUCUUAUCUCUUGCUCUGAAGGGACUUUACAGAACGCUUAAGACUCACGCCUUUGAAGAAAUCCGCACCGCCUUCCUUCAGACAGGCUUACUUAAGCUUCUGGUGAAGAAGUGCAGCAAAGGAACGGGCUUCAGCAAGACCUGGCUUCUCCGAGACUUAGAGAUCUUAUCAAUCAUGCUUUACUCAUCCAAAAAGGAAAUAAGCUCCCUUGCUGAGCAGAAGGACCCAAGGCUGGAGGAGAGGGACGAGGAUCAAGCAGUGGAUCAGUCUGUCGUCACUCCCACCGAUGCAGACCAGAACCGGCUGGACCCUCUGGAGGGUUUGGAUGAAGCCACCAAAAUCUGUUUCUUGAUGACUCACGAUGCUCUUGACGCGCCCCUGCAUAUCCUUCGGGCCAUGUAUGAGCUGCAGAUGAAGAGGACAGAUUCUUUCUUUCUUGAGGUUCAGAAGAGAUUUGAUGGGGAUGUCGUCACCACUGAUGAGAGGAUUCGAACUCUGGCUCAGAAGUGGCAGCCCAGUAAGCGCUUGCGCUCAGAGGAACAGAGCUCCAAAGCUGUAGAUACUGACAUGAUCAUCUUGCCCUGCCUGCCUGCUCCUCUCUUGCAGUCAAAGCCAGCCCCCAGUGACAAAGCCAACGAAGAAUCCAACCCCAUCACUCAAAAGCUCAUCACCAACACGGAAAGCGACUUGCAGCUCAGCUACGCCAAGCAGCGCCGCACCAAAAGUUCCGUCCUGCUGCAGAAAGAGCUGGAUUCCAGGAGCAAGAAAGUCGUGCGAGGCUACCUCCACCGGGUCAACGAGGCGACCGCUGUCCUCUACGCCAGGCACGUCCUUGCCUUGCUGUUGGCCGAGUGGCCCGACGACGUGGCGAUCAGCGAGGAGAUGCUGGAGCUCAGCGGCCCCGCUCACAUGACUUACAUCCUGGACAUGCUGAUGCAGCUGGAGGAGAAACAGCUGUGGGAAAAGAUUCUCCUGAAAGUGCUGCGUGGCUGCCACAGAAGCAUGCUUGCAACGAUGGCGCUCACGGCCUGCCAGUUUAUGGAGGAGCCUGGGAUGGCUGUCCAAAUGCGUGAAUCCAAGCAUCCCUACAACAAUAAUACAAAUUUUGAGGAUAAGGUUCAUAUCCCUGGUGCUAUCUACCUCUCCAUCAAAUUUGACCCCCAGUGCAACACUGAAGAGGGAUGCGACGAACUGCUCAUCUCCAGCAGCAGCGACUUGCAGCAUGACCGGCACAGCUUCAGUGGCCCCCCACAUAAGUGGACCGACUUUGAGCUUCCAGGAGAUACGCUGUACUAUCGAUUUACAUCUGACAUGAGCAACACAGAGUGGGGCUACAAGCUUACAGUGACGGCAGGUCAUCUGGGGAGGUUCCAGGCAGGGUUUGAGAUCUUGAAACAGAUGCUGUCAGAGGAAAGGGUGAUCCCUCAUAUUCCACUGGCCAAAGUUUGGGAGUGGCAGGUGGGCGUGGCCUGCCGACAAACCGGCCACCAGAGAUUGAAAGCCAUCCAUUUGCUCCUGAAGAUAGUGCAGUGCUGCAGCCAAAGGGACUGUGACCUCACGUUACUGAAGCCGCUAUGGCAGCUUUUCACGCAAAUGGAGAACAGCUUGCGAGCAGACCUGACCAAGCUGGGAAUCCUCCUCCCGCUUCACCGGGCACUGACCGAACUUUUCUUCGUUACUGAGAACAGAGUCAGUGAACUUGGAUCUCUGCAAGAAUACUUGCUUGCCUUAAAUACGGAAGACCAUCUUCACCACUGUACAGCACAGGCCCUGAAAAACAUUGCUGCUAUUAGCCUUGCCAUUAACUAUCCCAACAAAUCGACGAGUCUUUGGAAUGUUUAAUGAACGGCCUCGUGGCUUUGGGAUAGGCUAGUUUCUGUCUGCAGGAACCUUGGCACAAGCGCCGGAGCUUGUUUCAGUCUCGGGAGAGCGAACGAGAGACAGAGAGAGGGUCCUUCUGCUUCAGUGUAUGUGCACAACGCAGCCACCCCCCAGUGUAGAUUCUGUCAAAGCAGCAGCGCACCUCCGAGGAAACGGGGCACACUCUCUCCAGAGCAUCUCGUGUGUCACCUACAGCUAUGUAUGCACUUCUAUUGUAGCAUGUCUGUUGGAACAGUAUUUACUUCCUUUAACAUUUCAAAACAAACAGAGCGAAACGGAAGAGUAUAGCUUCUCCCUCCCUAAAGGAGAGGAACCCAGCCCGCCCGCCCGCCCCCCCCCCCUUCUGGUCAUCACCCCCGGCCCUGCUGGAUUGCCUCCUACCGGAAAAACUGGACAGUUGAUUGGAACUGAGCAACUGGAAGCGCCAUUCUUAACCUGAGCGUCCUGCCAUGACACCUGCUUUGCUCAGGGCUCAAGAAAGGACAGAGCAGGAUUUGGGAAGAGGGCAGGGGGUGCACAGCAUGGUUGCGUUACUUCCUGUCCCUUGAGAAAAGUUGGCAUCGUCCCAGCCAGGGAAUCAACUUGCAGCAGCCUUCUCCAGUAAAGUAAAACAACCCAAAUUAAAAAAUAGAUACAUAAAUCUUGGAACUAAAGUGUGUGGGGUGGGGCAAGGAGGGGUAACAGACGACUGUUGUUAGGGGGGGAAGAAGUCAAGGAUGCUUCCCCCCAAGGUUGCAUCAAGGAAAGAGUUGUUGGUUGUUGAGGCCGAUGUCCCAGCUCCAGAACGGCUAGCGACUCCCCUAACUUUCUUCAUGUAGCAAUAACGGUGUGGCUCUUGCUCAGGAAGGAGUCUAUGCAAAGGCCUCUUGUGUUGACGUGAAUCGGCUCCAACCUCUCAUCGGAGGCAGAGGCUGGCAUUUUGCUCUCUUCCCAGAGGCAAACAGCGAGAAGGGCCCAGUGCUCAGCCCCCAAGUUGGAUGUUGCUGUCUUUCUCACACCCCAGGUUGGCAGAGCUUUAAUGCUUUUUGGAAUUUGAAUUCCAGGGAAAAAAUGUGCCCGGGUGGAUCGAGGCUGAAAGGCACCCGCAACGAGUGCAGUCAGAUGGGGAUGGAUUUGCUUGGGAGGAGGGUUUUCUUCAGGAGGGUCAGCUACUUUUAACACCGGGUGCACAGGAAAUGCCUGCUUUGGGGAACAGGAGAGGUUAUCAGAGCCAUCGUUAGGAAAACACAAUUGUAGGAAGAAUAGGUUCCACGGUUAGGCUGUUAGGAGCAUGGCUGCAGUAGCACUUAUAAAUAUCCAGUGUCUUAUAAUAGACACUGACUUGGUAAUGCAGAAUAUGGUGAUUGGAAACAUGGCCUUCUGACGAAGGAGAGAGAGAGAGAAGCAGGUAGUAAGUUUGCAUUAAGGUGCGUCUCAGGUUGUUGUGCAUUUCCCAUCCUGUUGGCCGGGUUUUCGUUCAAAGCGUACGUAAUUGUGGGAGGCGUUCCCCGUUCCCCGAGAGCAGGACAAUCUUGUCUUCCUUAACCUAUCAGGCAGGGUGUGGAGAAGAUUCAGAUGAAGCAAAACCAACUGUUCCUCCUCUGUGCACGUGGUGUCAAGAAGGGCUCAAAGAUGAUCGUUGGAAUUGUGGAGUUGUCUUUGAGAAACACGGAGGGUUCCUCAAGUAAACAAUUGACCGAAGGGUAGCUGGGCUUUUCAAAGAUGUGGCUGCAAUCUCCAUUCCUUCCUUCUGCCUCCCCCCCUUUCCUAAUUCUUCAGGGUCACUGCUUAUACAAAUGCCCCUAAUCCUUUCAUGACCUCAUCUAUUCUGUUUGACUCAUAAUCAUAUGCAUAAUAACCUCUCUCAAAAUAAUCACACAGACUGCUUAUCCUGGACUUGGCAGGUCUGUUAUUUUAAAGCCAGUAAAGAUUAGAACCGCCCUCCCGUCCCCCAGUGUGGAAUUUGGUGGUCCAUAGUAGACAGUGAAGUCUUUUUUUAUCAUCUCUGCCCAUAUGGAGCAUCUUCAGAGCUUUGCCUUUUAGCUAGAAAUUGAAGCGAAAAGGGGCAGGACACACUUUGAAUUAGAUAUUUCUCACAAACUUCUUCUGAAUUCCUUAGCAGAUUCAUUUAAAUGCAAAAAACAACAAUGGAGAUUUGAACUUUAUACACAUUCGGGGGUGGGUAAGAAAUGUGCCUAUAAUGACUGUGUGUGUUGAAGUCUUAUUAUGAUGUAUUAAGAAACCACCGUCAAUCACCCUGAUACAACUUUCAAUAGAAACACUUUUUUUUUUAAAGGUGGUUUUUAAUUUUCUUACGGGUUUUUUUUUUUUUUUGGACUUCACAGACUUUUUGUUGUGUGAGUGUGUGUUUAACAUCAUUAAAAACCAAUCCCUUCAAUUGAUUACCGUUUGGUUUAACGUGUAUUAAAGAAAACAAUAGGCUAUAGAUGCGGUGGAUAUAUGCAGAUGAAGAAUUAUAUUGUAAAAUUCUAUUAAAAAUGAAAAGUACGAGGA
This is a messenger RNA of Sphaerodactylus townsendi, 11991 nucleotides long. RefSeq names its product zinc finger ZZ-type and EF-hand domain containing 1 (gene ZZEF1). The transcript is spliced from 55 exons. The record is from RefSeq and is a predicted model, not a curated record. The coding region runs from base 394 to 9459 and encodes 3021 amino acids. Lineage: Eukaryota; Metazoa; Chordata; Lepidosauria; Squamata; Sphaerodactylidae. Gene Ontology annotation, biological process: protein ubiquitination; regulation of synaptic plasticity. Gene Ontology annotation, cellular component: postsynapse. Gene Ontology annotation, molecular function: calcium ion binding; zinc ion binding; ubiquitin-like protein ligase activity.